Molecule: messenger RNA, 995 nt
Organism: Nycticebus coucang (slow loris)
Lineage: Eukaryota; Metazoa; Chordata; Mammalia; Primates; Lorisidae
Product: diphthine methyl ester synthase-like
Exons: 1
Coding region: 100-948 (282 amino acids)
Biological process (GO): protein histidyl modification to diphthamide
Molecular function (GO): diphthine synthase activity
Source: RefSeq, a predicted model, not a curated record
CCUGCUCUUGCGGGCGGGAAGGCGGCAGAUAGGCAUUUGGGAAGGACUGGGGCCAGCUACAAUUCUCUCGGCGGUCUCCUUUCCCCCGUGGAAUUUGAAAUGCUUUACCUCAUCGGCUUGGGCCUGGGAGAUGCCAAGGACAUCACAGUCAAAGGCCUGGAAGUUGUAAGAUGCUGCAAUCGAGUGUAUCUGGAAGCCUACACCUCAGUCUUGACUGUAGGCAAGGAAGCCUUGGAAGAGUUUUACGGAAGAAAGUUGAUCCUUGCUGAUAGAGAAGAAGUGGAACAAGAAGCAGACAAUAUUUUAAAGGAUGCUGAUACCAGUGAUGUUGCCUUCCUUGUAGUUGGUGAUCCAUUUGGGGCCACAACACACAGUGAUCUUGUUCUGAGGGCAACAAAGCUGGGAAUCCCUUACCGUGUCAUUCACAAUGCCUCCAUAAUGAAUGCCGUAGGCUGCUGUGGUUUACAGUUAUAUAGGUUUGGAGAGACGGUUUCUAUCAUUUUUUGGACAGACACUUGGAGACCAGAAAGCUUCAUGGACAAAGUGAAGAAAAACAGACACAGUGGCACGCACACGUUGUGCUUACCGGACAUCAAAGUAAAGGAGCAGUCUCUGGAAAAUCUAAUGAAAGGAAGGAAGAUCUACGAGCCGCCUCGGUACAUGAGUGUAAACCAAGCAGCCCAGCAGCUUCUGGAGAUUGUUCAAAAUCAGAGAGCACGAGGAGAAGAACCAGCAGUUACUGAGGAGAUGCUCUGUGUUGGCUUAGCCAGAGUUGGAGCUGAAGACCAGAAGAUUGUAGCAGGCACUUUACAGCAAAUGUGUACUGUGGACUUGGGAAAGCCAUUGCAUUCCUUGGUUAUCACAGGAGACAGCAUGCAUCCGUUGGAGAUGGAGAUGCUCAGUCUGUUUUCCAUACCAGAAAGUAGCUCAAAGUCCCCAAAGCAUUGAAGGACUCUGAAUAUAGACAUUUUCAAUAAUGUUAUUUUCAGUCCUAG